Molecule: messenger RNA, 406 nt
Organism: Staurois parvus
Lineage: Eukaryota; Metazoa; Chordata; Amphibia; Anura; Ranidae
Source: the annotation of a GenBank genome assembly
AUGUACACACAGACACAUGUACGUACAUAAACACACACGCACACACACAUGUACAUGCACACAGACACAUGUACAUACAUGCAGACACAUGUACAGACACACAUGUACACACACACACACACACACAAAGCCCUAUAAAAAGUUGCAGUAUUUCGUUACCUUCACUCACAGAGCUGGGUAUUGCACUCUAGGGGGAGGCAGAGAGCACAGCACACACUCCUUCCUUUGUUCUCACUUUGCUCAACUAUUGAGCAGUCUGACAGCUCCCAGUGCGAGUGACAGAUCCGGCCGAGUUCCGAGCCUGCUCAGCAAGAUGGCCCUGGGGACACACUUGCCCCCACCAUCAUUUCCACUCGCCAAUGUGAUCAGGCGAGUGGAAAUUUCAAGGCCUACUGUGAAGUAUAGC